Messenger RNA from Neocloeon triangulifer, 3164 nucleotides. Its product is annotated as serine/arginine repetitive matrix protein 1-like. The transcript has 6 exons. Bases 329 to 2221 code for a protein of 630 amino acids. NCBI's taxonomy places the organism in Eukaryota, Metazoa, Arthropoda, Insecta, Ephemeroptera, Baetidae. The record is from RefSeq and is a predicted model, not a curated record.
CCCCUCAGUCUUUGCUCCGACCUGCUCGCGACGCGACCUCUGCGCAGCCGCCUCCGACCAGCCGAUCGCGCGACCACCUCCGGAGGUGGCAGUCGGGCCGAAAGGGCCAAAGUGCUAAACCGUGAGACGAGGAAAUUUCAUUCACUUGAUUCAGGACCACCGAGAGCUGCGACGGAGAUUUCAACGCGUGGGCGACCUUUGAAGGAUAAACUUUUUAUAUAAACACGCUCACACCCAACAGCUGCGGUGAAAUGACCAGCAGCAACAGCGAGUAGAUCAAAGCAGGCAAUCAGAGGUGACCCCGACACCUGCGGCGCGGCCUUGAGAGAUGCUGCAGAACAGGUACAAGACGAUGAACGGCGGCGGCGGGGUUUCGGUUUCGGCCACCCCCGACAGCCUCCGGCGGACGCCGGAGCCGCUGGAGGCGGCGCCGCCGCCGCGACGCAGCGUCAGCGUCAACCACCUGGCGCGCCAGUUGCAGAACCACACGCGCGUCAGUCCGCAAGUGAUGGUGACGCCGAGCAAGCAGUUCAACCACAACAACAACCGGCCCUUCUCGUACCUGAGUCCGCAGGUCACCGAGCACCUGGUCAACGCGUCCGACGAGGACGAGGGUCUCGAGAUCGACGCCGCCUACAAGCCGAGACAGGUGUCCUUCAGCAACAAGUACAGACAAGUGUUAUUCAACGAAGACGACUAUCCGAAAACCCGCUACGAGAACGACCUGCCGAUUCGCAACAGCUACGAGGACGAAUUUCCAAAGAAACGCUACGACGACGAUUAUCCAAAGAAAAAACUCGACGAAGAUCUGACGCCGAAAAAACGCUACGAAGAAGAUUUGACGCCGAAGAAACGCUACGACGACGACCCGCCGCGCAAAAAGUACGAAUUCGGCCAAAGGGUUAAUUUGUCGUCGCACCAGCGCUACGCGUCCGACCACAACAGCCGCGACGUGGUUGACUCGGGAAUAGAAAAUGACCACCCCAAGCACCGCACCCGGACUUCCGAGCGGUCGGAACGAACGUCGUCGAGGGUGUCGGAGAGGACGCCGUCCAGGGUGAGCACGUUGAGGCGCGAAACGGGUAGGGAAAGUCCGGCCAUGCCGUCGGCCCGACUGGUGCAACAGGCGUCCAAGAGCAGCAGUCCGAGACGGCGAUCGCUCAGCAUUCUGGACGAGGACACGCAAGUCAAUGAUCAGGAUAAUAACAGAACAAAAACUUUAGAAAAGGACAAGAAGAAGCGAAAACUAAGGCUGAAGAACUUUUUCAUCCGCGACAAGAACAAAAAUAACGAGGAGCCCAAGGAAGUCAAAAGCUCCACUCUGAAGCGGCCCGUGAUCCGUACCAAAUCCGCCCACGACCCCUCGGACACUGACCAGGCGUCGUGUGACGAGCUGAAGCCGUUGCCCCAGCAGUCGCGGUCAUCGGGCCAGCGGCGGCCAGUGAAGCGGAGCAGCAGCAUGCACACCACCCACGCGCCGCCCCCGGCGCCCUCGUCGCGGCGCUCGGCCUCCAGGAGCGGAUCGUCCGUGCUGGACGCGCCCAAACUGAGCUGGUUCAAGACGGUGGACCGCUUCACCUUCCGCACCAAGAAGCCGCAGCCAGCCCCGCAGCAGCAACACCAGUCCUCCUCCUCCAGCAGCAACGGCAAGGUCGACAACCUGCACCACCACGAGGCGCCACCCCGGCGCUUCCGCCGCCCCUUCGACGACACGGACCCCGAGUCGGCGCCCGAACCGGCCACCCUGGAGCGGCGCCACUUCAAGCCGCGCCACCAGAAGCCCUCGUCAGGCUCGAGCAGCGGCGGCCCGAGCGGCGCCCGUCGGGGCGUCCAGCAGCGCCAGAACCGACUGGCCAACAGUUCCGAGGAGAGCGAGAACGACCCCAAGCCCAUGUACUUACACAACGCGGCCGUCGGCGACAUCCCGGGCCGCUUCGGCCCCAGGCGCACCGUCAGCAGGGAGGAGUUGGCCGCCCACAAGCCCACUAAGCACCUCAGCCGCUCCUUCUCCGUGCUGGCGCCAUGGAGACCUAGCAGGUAUCAGGGUAACCCUGAAAUCUACUAUCAAAACGAGGGCUCUGAAAGGUACCACACAAAGCCCCCCAGAGGCCCCAGCAACAGGAUGACCGCCUCCAUCGAAUCGCUCGGUGGCAGCGGAAGCAGUUUGGAGAGGGGUCGAACCCCAAAAUACAAGUCUAGGACGAACGUAAACGGGCUCUAGGUUAAAAACGGCGCUAUCAUAUUUUAUAUAGAGUAAAUAUUCCGUGCAAAUCUUAUUGAUCUGCGGAGCAGAUCAUCAAGAAUUUCCCCGAUAUUUUAACUGGUGCAAACAUAAACAAACAAAGAGUUUUAAAAAUUAACAUGAAAUGAAAAAAUUAAGAGGAGUCAAUCAACUUAAUAAUUUUUAACAGAAAAUAAUGAAUUGCCAUAUAUAUUGAAUUUAAAUAGUGAUGAAAAGUCACGGGGUUGUGACAAAACGUUCUAUAACAGUUAGUGAUAUCUGAAUCGUGAUUUUGGAUUGAGAUGUUUUCAACAAAUGAGAAAAAUUUAGCAAUCCCAAAGCAAUUAAUAGCAAAAUACAUAGUUAAUAUUCCAUCUCCUAUUGUGAGAGAAGGACUUAUUCAGCGUAUAUAUUAUUUCUUUUUAUAUGUUUAAGUAUAUUUUACUCCUAGUUUGUCUUUCUCUCUAUUCAAUUGACUUUUAACAGGUGCGAACAAUAACAUUAAACAUUCAACUAGUCUCUCAAAAGCACAUUUAAAGGAGAGUGACACGGAAGAGGCGCCUCCUCCGCAUAUUCGCAUCAAGUGUUUAUUCAGAGAUGAACUCACUCACUUUUUCAAGAGGCGGCCCUCUUUCUUGCGCCAUUGUUUCACGGUCACGCGUCUGACCGCUCAAGUCUGUGCUAAUUUGGAGGAAAUUGUUGCAACAUCGGACAGGUUCUUAGUAACGUUAAAUAUAAAUAUGCAAAUCAAGACUCAAUAUUUAAAUUGCUGGCAUAUACUAAAACGACUACUUUUCCUAAAUUAGGCAGGAUAAAAAGAACUUUUUCGAACUAACGUAAACCUUUAUAAUAAUCAUGCAAUUUUAUUAUUAGUACAUCUGCAAACCUGCCAUAUUCAUGUUGUACAAUUGCGUUAAAAAUAAAUUGAAUGCAAUAAAAAUUG